GUUGACGUAACUCUUUACGUAAUUACCAAAAGCUGGCAAAUUAUAAAUCUCUAAUUACCAUUUUGCUCUUGUCUCUACUUAGAAAUUUGUUUGUAAAAUGGUUUUUGAGUUGGUCACCAAUAAUAUUACCUUAUUGUACCAUCUCACCAUAAAUGUUCCUAUCUUUAUUGCUUAUAAAUCUCUAUGUCAUUUUCGAGUCUUGUAAGUGUUAUGCAAAAGGAUUGUGCCAUCUCCUGUGCAUAAUCAUGGGUAGGAGAAAGGUGAAGCAUGAAUUGAUUUCCAAUGAAUCUGCUAGGAAAUUGACAUUCAAAAAAAGGAGGGCUGGUCUGCUAAAGAAGCUCAUGGAACUGACUACUCUUUGUGGAGUUAUUGCAUGUGCAAUCAUUUUCAGUGCUUAUAAUUCCAGUCCAGAUAUUUGGCCUUCUCAUCCAGAAGCUGUUUCUGUGCUGGAAAAAUUCAAGAGAUUGCCUCCAAAGAAGCAAAGUAAGUACAUGAUGGACCAGGAAUCUUUUCUUACUAGAAACAUAUCCAAGUUGAACGAGAAAUUGGAGAAGCAAAGGAAGAAAAACGAAAGAAUUGAGUUGGAACUUAUUUAUGCUAAGUGCAUCACUGGUGAGAAUUUGGACCCUUUGAAUUCUUUGAUGAAUAUGAAUGACAUUAGCCAUUUGUUGAAGGAAAAUCUUGAGUACAUGACUGACAGGAUCGAUGCCGCAAAGGAUAAGAUUGAAGAGUAGUAGUUCUUGGUUUAGAGUAAAGAGGGGUAUGUUUAAAGAAUAAUUUUCUGGUGAUGCUUCUUAUAGAAAUAUUAUUGUUCCUAGAACAUAUAGGUUGAUGGGAGAAAGACUCAAAUCAAGUGUUAUUCUAUGAUGCUUUCGCCUUAUUGUCAAAACUUUCAUUCCCCUUUUCUCUUACUUGAAUAAAUGCAUUUCAUGAAUGUUUACCUUAGCAAAGUUCUGUAGCUUUUUUUUUGUCAUCUUUAUCCAAAAUUUUCAUUGGUUUAUUUUUUUUUAUUAAGAAUAUGAUCAUAAAUUUGCAAUUGAAUUAGAGGAUACAGAAAAAUCCAUAGACUCCCCGAGGCUUCAUUUGUUUGCUUUUUUGUUUUUUCUCCAUUUUUUCAAUGCCAUAGAUGAAAUCAGCUAAGUUCUUAUCUAAGGCUAUGUUUGGAUAGAUGGAUUUGGACUAAUGGAUUUGGAUUUGGGCUAAAUACUUUGUUUGGGUAUCUUAAGUGAUAUGGAUUUAGAUUCAUCUAAACUCCAAAUAUAUAAGAAAGCUUUAAAAACUAAUGAUUUGAAAUAACUAGAUUGACAUUGUUAUUUAGAAUUUGCUUCUCACGAUAGCAGCAGAAAGCUAGAAAACUCUGGUCGCUGUCCCUUGCUCCUCCUCUCUCUCUCUCUCUCUCUCUCUCUCUCUCUCCAUCGCUACCCCUCUCGUUCCUCAUCACUACUCUCUCUACCUCCAUCAGUGGUUCUCUGUGUCUCUUGCCCUUGCUCCAUCUCAUCUUAUGCUCUGUUACUAGUGCUCUCUUUAUCUUCAAGUACAAUUCUAACAUUGCUAAUUAGAUUAUUGGUUGUAUUUGAUGAUUAGGAAGCAGGGAUUAUCGGUUGUAUUUGAUUAUUAGGAAAGCAAGAAAAGGGUAUUUCUAAGGAUUGUAAUUAAUUUCGCUUUAAAUUUGUGUAUAUGGAUUAUAGAUUAUGCCUAAUUGAUAUGAUUACAGUAUGACUAUGCCUAAUUGAUUGUAUAUGGAUUACAGUAUGAUUAUGCUUAAUUGGUUGUAUAUGGGUUACCGUAUGAUUAUGCCUAAUUGGGUUGAGUUCCCUUAAACAAUAUUUGUUUUGUUAUGCAAAAUGCUCUUAUUUGAUGAUAAGAAAUGUGCUUUUGGAAUUUUCUUGUUUUUGCAUAGCUCUUUCUAUCCUUUAUCCGUGGAAAGGAUUUUGCUGCCAUGUAUAUCUUGUGUUGUACUUUCUUAUCUAAUUAGCUUACUCAAUUGAGAAUCUAAUUUGGUCUUUAUGAUGCUUAUAUUGUUUAUAAUCUACUUAUGUCUUGAGUUUUGUAGUUUCAUGAUUCUUAGGUUAUUCAAUUGUGCUCGCAGUUGUCUUUAUUAUUGAGCAAUUUUCAUGCAAACAUUUAUGAAGUGGGAGGGAUUGUAGGAAUUGUUCGUCUAUAUUUCAUUACCAGAACUCUUUUGAUGGAGCUUAUGACUCUAUUGGAUUGUUAUAUUAAAUUGUACUAGUUUAGUAUUGUCAUAUAAGAUGCCGCACAUGACAAAUGGAUAAAUUUUAAGAUAAAUCUAUAAUAAAAUGUUUU
Hevea brasiliensis (rubber tree) is the source of this 2304-nucleotide messenger RNA. RefSeq names its product agamous-like MADS-box protein AGL80. The transcript has a single exon. Gene Ontology annotation, biological process: positive regulation of transcription by RNA polymerase II. The record is from RefSeq and is a predicted model, not a curated record. Gene Ontology annotation, molecular function: DNA-binding transcription factor activity, RNA polymerase II-specific; protein dimerization activity; RNA polymerase II cis-regulatory region sequence-specific DNA binding. Lineage: Eukaryota; Viridiplantae; Streptophyta; Magnoliopsida; Malpighiales; Euphorbiaceae. The coding region runs from base 153 to 734 and encodes 193 amino acids.